This is a messenger RNA of Conger conger (European conger), 2720 nucleotides long. Its product is annotated as splicing factor U2AF 65 kDa subunit-like. Gene Ontology annotation, biological process: mRNA processing. Lineage: Eukaryota; Metazoa; Chordata; Actinopteri; Anguilliformes; Congridae. The transcript has 11 exons. Gene Ontology annotation, molecular function: poly-pyrimidine tract binding; pre-mRNA 3'-splice site binding. Bases 120 to 1514 code for a protein of 464 amino acids. Gene Ontology annotation, cellular component: U2-type prespliceosome; nucleus; commitment complex. The record is from RefSeq and is a predicted model, not a curated record.
GAAGAAACGACUUCGGUCGAUGCGACAGUUUCGGUGGAAUAAUUGUCCCAUGUCACUAGGUUGUUAGGUUAAAGGCUGACCCUAAAAUCUACAGUCACGUUUACAAUAUCGGAAUAAUAAUGUCCGAUUUCGACGAGUUCGAAAAACAGCUGAGCGAAAACCGCCAGGAGCGGGAGAAGGAGAGACACAGGAAGCGAAGCCGCAGCGGGUCCCAGGGCCGCGGUGAGAAGCACCGCAGCUGGAGCAAAGACCGCGGCAGCCGCAGCCGCGAGAAGCACGACCGCGACCGCAAGAGCCGCGACCGCAGGAGCAGCUCCCGCGACCACAAGAAGCACAGCUUUUCUCCUCGAAGGAUGCGAAAGAAAAGAACGUGCAAAUACUGGGACGUGCCCCCCCCAGGGUUCGAGCACAUCACUCCGAUGCAGUACAAGGCCAUGCAAGCUGCCGGGCAGAUCCCCACCAUAGCUCUGCUGGCGACCUCUACCACCAGUGGCGUAGCAGUAACUCCCACACAGGUGCCAAUGGUGGGCAGCCAGAUGACCAGGCAGGCCAGAAGACUCUAUGUUGGCAAUAUUCCUUUUGGGGUGACUGAGGAAUCGAUGGCAGACUUCUUUAAUGCCCAAAUGCGGCUUGCAGGGCUCUCCCAGGCCCCCAGCAACCCUGUUCUCGCUGUGCAGAUUAACCAGGACAAGAACUUUGCUUUCCUAGAGUUUCGCUCCGUCGAUGAAACCACGCAAGCGAUGGCCUUCGACGGCAUCAUCUUCCAGGGUCAGUCUUUAAAAAUCAGGAGGCCACACGACUACCGCCCGCUCCCUGGCAUCUCGGAGCAGCCGGCUUUCCAUGUCCCAGGUGUGGUUUCCACGGUGGUCCCCGACUCCCCGCACAAACUUUUCAUCGGUGGACUGCCUAACUAUCUCAAUGAUGAUCAGGUCAAGGAGCUCUUGACUUCGUUCGGACCCCUCAAAGCUUUCAACCUUGUGAAGGACAGUGCCACCUCAUUGUCCAAAGGUUACGCCUUUUGUGAAUAUGUAGAUAUCAGUGCGACUGACCAGGCGGUGGCAGGACUCAAUGGCAUGCAACUUGGGGACAAAAAGCUGAUCGUUCAGAGGGCAAGCGUGGGAGCUAAGAAUGCUAAUCCUACUUGCAUCAUGGAGACCCCAGUCACCCUGCAGGUCCCAGGCCUCCAGGGCCUGCAGACCUCGGGCGUGCCCACGGAGGUGCUGUGCCUCCUGAACAUGGUGAUGCCCGAGGAGCUGGUGGAUGACGAGGACUACGAGGAGAUCCUGGAGGACAUCCGCGAGGAGUGCUGCAAGUACGGAAACGUGCGCUCCGUGGAGAUCCCGCGCCCCGUCGACGGCGUGGAGGUGCCGGGCUGUGGGAAGAUUUUUGUGGAGUAUGUUUCCGCGGCGGACUGUCAGAAGGCCAUGCAGGCACUGACGGGUCGGAAAUUCGCCAACAGAGUGGUCGUCACCAAAUACUACGAUCCAGACAUGUACCACAGGCAUGAGUUCUGAGGAAGCUGACGUGAAGGGGCACAGGAACAGGCACCAGCCUGGCCCACCCUAACCACAAUGCUGAGAGCGCUCUGUCCAGUGCGGAAUGAAUAUGUUCCCUCUGUACAGCGUUGGGUACACCUUUUUCCUCAUUAACCCAUACACGUAUGAAAACAAGAAAGCUUUUAAAAAAUGUUUUUUCCUCCUGAAAGGGAUAGCUCCCUUCAUGGGGUUCUUCUCCAUUUUAGUUUUAUGUAUGUAAUUAGGAUUGGCCCAGACAUUUUUCCCGUAAAAUGAAGGCUGCUUAUACAAUUUUCGAAUGACAAGUCCGCUUUACUGUGGCUAGUGUAGGGGCGUUUUGGGUGGGUUUGUGGCAUAAAGAUAGCAGAUUAAAUGUAAUUCUCCAAACGCACAUAACACCUCUGGAGGCAUUACAUCACUGUCCAUGCUUGCUUUGGAGGUACUUGCAAGUGAAUGUUCUUGCUUUAGACCAAGAACCCCCAAAUGGUCAUCAGAAUCAUCUGUAAAUAUAUAUAAUGUCCUUCAUCUUUAUCAAAAAGAUUGUCUGGGCCAAUAAAACUAACUCUGAAACAGAAAGAAUAUCAAAGACCUCACAAAGUGAGCUACCUUUUUAGGAUAUUUUUCUCUGCUUAACUGACCAUCAAACUUACGCAGUGAAUGACAGAUUUUGGAAUGAAAAUGUACAAAAAAUAGUAAUAAUAUUGCUUCAUCAUGCUGUCAACUGUCAGGUUUCUAACAGUAGAAUUGCAUAUACUGUAUAUCCAACACAAAAUAACUAUAAACAGAGACAGUUAUUUUAGAUUUCAGACUACAAGAUAGACAUAUUUAUUGAUUGGGUUUAGUCUUAGCAUUUUAGUAGAACAUAUGUGAGAAGCAUUUUGAGAGCAGUUUCCUUUAGAUUUAGUUACAUUUUAAUAAAGCGUUGUACAUGUUUGUGUAAUAUAGAAAUAAAUGUAUGUAUGUGUAUUAUGAGUAUGAGUUACAUUUGUGUGUGAUCCCUCUGAAAAGAGCAAUGCUCCAAAAAAAAAAAAACACCUGUAAUUGGAAUUAUUUUAAUUGGUUCAAUUAUGUAAAUAAUGUCUGUCGGAAUGUAAAUCCUCUGUUCCAAGUAUGGCUCUAUUCUGGUUCAUUAAAUUUACUUUAGCAAACACCAUGGUAAAUUAAGUUUGAAGUACUGAUUAAUAAAAUAUAAACGGGUUGCGUUAA